Messenger RNA from Danaus chrysippus (African queen), 417 nucleotides. The record is from the annotation of a GenBank genome assembly. Lineage: Eukaryota; Metazoa; Arthropoda; Insecta; Lepidoptera; Nymphalidae.
UUGCAACGCGCGCUGGCGCCGAUCGCCGUUGUGCGCUGUGCGCAGUGUCUCAAGUAUGGCCGCGUUGCUCCUAACCGCCGGGAGCCUCGCUCGCGAAUGCGACCGCCGAAAACUCCUCACACCGUCCGAAUGCAGAAAAUUCGGACGCGCCGAGUGGGGGACGCUCUACGACUAUACGAAACUCGCGAGUUGUGCGCGUACGUGCAGCGCUUCGCUAUGAAAAAAUCCAAGCGGGGGCCUAGUAGCCGAUGGCUGUGUCGCCGGACCGCAGCGCAACCGACGCGCGAUAUCGAGGAAGUACUGGCGAACUGUCAACGCUACGGAAACGGGGCGGCGGCGAGCCUGGAGGUAUUAAGGCGCAGGCGCGGGCCGCCCGUCAACAGCCCUGCAGCUAACCACCCUCAGCCUACCCUUUAA